Messenger RNA from Schistocerca gregaria, 957 nucleotides. Its product is annotated as glypican-4-like. Gene Ontology annotation, biological process: regulation of protein localization to membrane; cell migration; positive regulation of canonical Wnt signaling pathway. The record is from RefSeq and is a predicted model, not a curated record. Gene Ontology annotation, cellular component: extracellular region; cell surface; plasma membrane. The transcript is spliced from 4 exons. The coding region runs from base 1 to 957 and encodes 318 amino acids. NCBI's taxonomy places the organism in Eukaryota, Metazoa, Arthropoda, Insecta, Orthoptera, Acrididae.
AUGGAGCAUCACCAGCUGGACAAGUUGCAUAAAUCUGAAGCAUCAAAGCAAGUAUGCUGCGACGACCCGCUGGCGGCGCUGUACGGGCGGCUGGUGGCGCGCCUGGAGGCGCCGCUCCAGCUCCUGCUGCGGCAGGGCGCGCUGCUGGACGGCGCCCUGGAGGAGCUGGUGGCGCUCCUCUUCCCGCUGGCCUACGAGCGCGCGCUGGGCGGCGGCGGCGGCUCGCACCGCCUGGCGGCCGAGUACCGCGGGUGCCUGCGGAGGGCGGCGAAGGAGCUGCGGCCGGCGGGGGACGCGCCAAGACGCCUGGCCACUCCCCUGCAGCACGCCCUGCGGGCGGCCGGCGUGCUGAGGCAGGCGCUGCUGCCUGGGGCCCGCGUGCUCAGCAGCGCAGACUCGCUGCUCAACGGGCAGGGCGGGCCGACAGGUGCGUCCGCCGUCGCCAGCCCAGUUAAGCUGCACAGUGGGGCGGCGGCCGAGGCGCAGUGCCACGCGGCGCUGGUGCGCAUGUCUCACUGCUGGCGCUGCCGCGGGCUCCAUAGGCGCGUCCGCCCCUGCGCCGGGCUCUGCCUGAACGUGCUGCGCGGCUGCCUGACGCAGCGCGCCGCCGAGCUGGACCUGCCGUGGAACGGCUACGUCGAGGCGGCCGAGAGGCUGCUCGCCGCCGUCCAGGGCCGCGCCGCCCUCGACGACGUGCUGUGCGCGCUCGACGCACGCAUCGCUGAGGCGGCCGCGGCCGCCGUCGAGCGGAGCGCCACUCUGCAGCAACAGUACACGACGCAAGCCUCGUAUGGAACGCUGGAAGUGUGUAGAGUCCUCAGCACAGACGAAAUAUUUGUGGGACGCUCUGGCUGGUUGAGCUCUAACGGAGCGCGCUUCGAGGUUGUCACAGAGUGGCCUGGUCCCUGUGACCCUCUCGUUCCCGCCGCCUCCCUGCUGCUGCCUCUGCGUGCCUAA